AUGAAUACAAAUAAUUCGAAUUUAAAACGAACACAUUCAAUUGAAGAUACAAAACAAUCACCAACAAAAAGACAAUUUCGUAAUGAAAAUGAAAAACGUCGUCGAGAUUUAUUUAGUCAAUUAGUUUCGAAUUUAGAAGAUAUUCUUAAUAUUGAUAAAAAAUCUUCAUCAGAUGAUCAAACAGAUAAAACAUCAACAUUAACAAAUAAAUUAGAUAAAGCAUCAAUUUUAUGUGAAACUGCUAUUUAUUUAAGAAAAAAUCAUCAUAAAUUAACAAGUGGUGAAACAUUAAUUCCAAUAUCAAAUUGUAAAACAACAAUUGAUCAAAUAAAUGAUAUUGUGGAUUUUUCUUGGAAACCACCAUCAAAUAUUCUUAUUAAUGAAGAAUGGAUUCAAACAAUAAUUGAAUCAAUUAAUUGUUUUUUUCUUGUUGCUAAAUCUGAUCCAUAUAAUUGUCAAAUUGUUUAUGUAUCAAAAAAUAUAAGUUCAUUACUUGAUUAUUCUCAAGAUGAACUUCUUAAUCGUUCAUUAUUUGAAUUUAUUUUACCACGUGAUCAUGAUCAAUUACGGGAUUAUUUUUUACAAGAUCAUAGAGUAUUAUCAACAUGUGAUUUAUCAUGGAAACGAGCAGCAACUGAUGAAUAUGAACAAUGUACAAUAAUUGGAGCAUUUCGACAAAUUAAUAAAGAAAGAGAAGAAAAUGAUGAAAAAUAUUUAAUGUCAAUUGUUAAAAUAAAUACAUUAGAUAGAACAACUAUAAUUGAUAAUAUUAAUUCAAUUAAUCAAUUUACAACUCGUUUAAAUCUUCAUGGAAGAUUUAUUCAUAUUGAUCCAAAAGCUCGAGAAUUUCUUGGUUAUAAUUCAUAUGAAUUAAUUGGUCAUACACAUUUUGAUUUUGUUCAUCCAGAUGAUUUACCAAUUAUUGUUCGAGCACAUCAAUUAUGGAAAACAAAUGGAAAUGGUCAAAGUGAACCAUAUAGAUUUUUAAGUAAAGGUCAACAAUGGAUUUAUCUUCAAACAAAUUGUCAAGUUCAAUUAAAUAGUUGGACUGGAAAACCUGAAUCUUAUAUUUGUACAACUAAUCCUUUACAAAAUUCAAGUGAUUGUUUACAAAAACCAUUAUCAUAUAUAUUACCAUCUCCUCAAACGACUAUUUAUUCAAAUCCAUCUCCUUUAACAACAACAACAACAACAACAACAGCAAAUACAACGGCAAGAUCAAUACCACAAAGAAGUGAUUCAUCAUCGGACACUCAAAUAACAUCAUUUUUAUCUCAUCUUGGAAAUGAAACAUAUCGAAGAAAUAUUCGAGAAAAAUUAAAUGAACGUCGAAUACAUAAACAAGCUGAAAUACGUGUUAGAGAAGAAGAAAUUAAAGUUAUUGAAGAUAUUAUUCAAUUUAUUAAUGAAUUUGAAUUAAAACGUUUUAAAAAUCUUUCACCAAAACCAAUCAAUUCUUCUUUACCUGUUUCUUUAACAACAACAACAACAAAUAAUGAUUCAAUAUCUCAAUUAAAUCAACAAGAUUCUAUAAAUGAAGAUGAUAGAUUAGAAACAAUAAAUAAUUCAACAUUAUUAAAUUGUUCAUCAUUACCAAAUACAAUUAAUGAUUUAUCUCAUCGAUAUUCAUCAAUUAAAUCUCGACAUAAUUCAUCAAUAGAUAAUCAAAAUAUUCGUUUAUCAAAAGAUGAAAUUACAUUCGAUACAUUGACUAAUUCACUAUUUUCUCCUCAACAAGGAACAUAUUGUUUAUCAUCACCAAUGACACCAUUUUCAAUAUUAUCAUUAUCAUCACCAAUAACUCCAAUUCCAUUAUCGACUUCUCCAACAUCAACACAAAUAACAACAAUCGAAUCAUCACAAUCAAUACCACCAUCGACUAAUAAUAUAACAACAAUAAAUAAUUGUAAUAAUAUCAUAUUAUCAUCAUCUUCAAUUGAUCCAAUAACAACAACAACAACAACAGAUCAAAAUCCAAAUAUAAUUUCAACAGAAAAACCGUCAAUAAAAUCGUCUUUUAACCGUUCAUUACCACAUAGUCUUGUUUCGUGA
Rotaria sp. Silwood1 is the source of this 2052-nucleotide messenger RNA. The record is from the annotation of a GenBank genome assembly. Lineage: Eukaryota; Metazoa; Rotifera; Eurotatoria; Philodinida; Philodinidae.